This is a messenger RNA of Salvelinus namaycush (lake trout), 2106 nucleotides long. Its product is annotated as cyclic nucleotide-gated cation channel-like. The record is from RefSeq and is a predicted model, not a curated record. NCBI's taxonomy places the organism in Eukaryota, Metazoa, Chordata, Actinopteri, Salmoniformes, Salmonidae. Gene Ontology annotation, molecular function: protein-containing complex binding; intracellularly cGMP-activated cation channel activity; cGMP binding. Bases 1 to 2106 code for a protein of 701 amino acids. The transcript is spliced from 6 exons. Gene Ontology annotation, biological process: monoatomic cation transmembrane transport. Gene Ontology annotation, cellular component: plasma membrane; intracellular cyclic nucleotide activated cation channel complex.
AUGACAGGCCAGGUGGCCGACAGAGACUUGUCCCCCCAUCGUCUCUCAGUGAAGACCACUGUGGAGGAGGAGCCAGAGAGGGAGAGAGCUGAGAGUACUCUCAGCAGAGUGCCAUCAGAAUGUGAUCAUGAUAAUGAUGACACAUCCUCAGAGCUGGCACGGGUGGCCGCUCUCGAUGGUGGAAACAACUCAAGGAACUCUUUUCAAGGACGGGGAGCUCUGUCUAGAUUAGUGAAUUUGGUGGUGAUUCUGAGGGAGUGGGCACACAGGAGCCUUGUAGAGGAGGAGGAGCGGCCAGACUCUUUCUUGGAACGCUUCCGUGGCCCUGAGCUCAGGACUGCCCCUAGUCGCAUCAGCAAUACGCAGCCUGAUGCCAAUGGCAACAAUACCAAAGGGAGAUUUAGGAAAAAAUGGGGUGUGUUCGUUGUGUCCCCAUCAGACGACAUGUACUACCGUUGGCUGUUUGUUAUUGCUAUAGCUGUGCUCUACAACUGGAUCCUCAUUGUGGCUAGGGCAUGCUUUGACAAACUGCAGACAAGCAAUUACAUCUGCUGGUUGGUGCUGGACUACCUUUCAGACGCUUUGUACAUCUUGGACACAUGUGUCCGACUCCGCACAGGGUUUCUGGAGCAGGGUCUGCUGGUGAAGGACCUCUCCAAGCUGAGAGACAGCUACGUCCGCACAUUUCAGUUCAAGCUGGAUGUCGUGUCCAUCCUACCCACUGAUCUGGCCUACAUAUCCACAGGAAUCCACACCCCAGAGCUCAGAUUCAAUCGCCUGCUGCGCUUCCCACGCAUGUUUGAGUUCUUUGACCGCACUGAGACACGCACAAACUACCCCAACAUCUUCCGCAUCUGCAACUUGGUGCUCUACAUCCUGGUCAUCAUCCACUGGAACGCCUGCAUCUACUUUGCUAUUUCCAAAUCUCUAGGGUUUGGCUCUGAUACCUGGGUGUACCCCAACAUCUCCAACCCUGAGUAUGGCUCCCUAACCCGGGGCUAUGUCUACUGCCUGUACUGGUCCACCCUCACCCUCACCACUAUUGGAGAGAUGCCUGCACCUGUACGGGAUGAGGAGUAUCUUUUUGUGGUCUUUGACUUCCUAGUUGGGGUGCUGAUCUUUGCCACGAUUGUGGGUAAUGUUGGCUCCAUGAUUUCCAACAUGAAUGCCACACGUGCAGAGUUUCAGGCCCGUAUUGAUGCCAUCAAACACUACAUGCACUUCCGCCGGGUCAGCAAGGAGCUGGAAGCACGCGUCAUUAAGUGGUUUGACUACCUCUGGACUAAUAAGAAAGCAGUGGAUGAGCAGGAGGUAUUGAAGAACUUGCCUAACAAAUUGCGGGCUGAGAUCGCCAUCAAUGUGCACCUGGAGACCCUGAAGAAAGUGCGUAUCUUUCAGGACUGUGAGGCUGGACUGUUGGUGGAGCUGGUGCUGAAACUCCGGCCACAGGUCUAUAGCCCAGGGGACUACAUCUGCCGCAAAGGGGACAUAGGGAAGGAGAUGUACAUCAUCAAAGAGGGGAAGCUGGCAGUGGUGGCAAAUGACGGGGUCACACAGUACGCCCUCCUCACCGCCGGCAGCUGCUUUGGGGAGAUAAGUAUCCUCAACAUCCAGGGCAGCAAAAUGGGAAACCGCAGGACGGCCAAUAUCCGCAGCAUCGGCUAUUCUGACCUCUUCUGCCUCUCUAAGGACGACCUGAUGGAAGCAGUGACCGAGUACCCUGAUGCUAAGAAGGUGCUGGAGGAGAGGGGGAAGGAGAUCCUUAUGAAGGAGGGCCUACUGGAUGAGAAUGCAGAGGCUGGCAGACUGGGUGGAGAGGACACUGAGGAGAAGGUGGAGAGGCUGGAGUCCUCUCUGGACACCCUGCAGACGCGCUUCGCCCGCCUGCUCAGCGAGUACACGGCCACACAGCAGCGGCUGAAGCGGCGCAUCACCAACCUGGAGCGCCAGCUGUGCCACACAGGCUGCGGGAUCCUCUCAGACGCAGACCUUUCUGACGAAGACUCAGCAUCUGAGGCUGAGGCAGACACUCUGGCCGCUGCCAAUACCGUUGAGCAGGGUGACCAUGGAAAUGAUGAGCCGACUGAAUCCACUGUUCAAACUUGA